ACGAAUCGGGACCACGGUGCAUUGCCCCUCUCUCUGUGCAACCGCCGGGCCGGCCCCGCGCCCCGGCAAGUGUGCCAUUGGCGUGGCUUAUAGGUAGGAUCGAUGGCUGCGUCACAGGUCGAGAGAUGUGCCCGUGGGGGGGUGGGUUACCUUCAUCGUCUGUCUAUGUUGGCAUCUUUUUGCAGUCUCUCACCACUCAGCCAGCCUCUACCUUUUUCGAGUUAAAGUUAACACACACAAAGCGCCAACAUGUCCAACCGGCACCUCUUCUCCUCACUCGAGGGACUCGUGCCCAAGGCCCUGCGUGGCAUCGUGGCCAGCAACCCGCGCCUCAACCUCGACGAGGCCAACAGGGUGGUGUUCGAUCCGGCGUCGCCUCGGUCGACGGUCAGCAUCAUCAGCGGCGGCGGGUCGGGCCACGAGCCAGCGUGGGCGGGCUACGUGGGCUCCAACAUGCUCGCCGCCUCCGUGGCAGGCGAUGUCUUUGCGUCGCCGAGCACCAAGCAGAUCCUGGCCGCCGUCGAUGCCGUGCCCUCAGACAAGGGCACGCUGCUGGUCAUCACCAACUACACGGGCGACUGCCUCCACUUCGGGCUGGCCGCCGAGAAGACCAAGGCGAAGGGCAGGGCCUGCCGCAUGCUGAUCUGCGGCGACGACGUGUCCAUCGGGAAGAAGAGCGGCUCGCUCGUCGGCCGGCGCGGGCUGGCUGGGCAGAUCGGCGUGCUCAAGAUCCUCGGCGCCGCGGCUGCGCAGGGGGCAUCGCUGGACGCGCUCUACGACCUCGGCACCGCCGUCAACAGCCAGAUCGUCAGCAUCGCCGCCACGCUCGACCACUGCCACGUCCCCGGCCGGACCGAGCACGGCGCGCUGGACGCCGACGAGAUCGAGAUCGGAACGGGCCCGCACAACGAGCCGGGAUACCGGAAGCUGUCGCCCGCACCCACCGCGCAGGAACUCGUGCGGCAAGUCCUGAAGUACUGCCUGGACGAGACCGAUCCGGAGCGGGGCUACGUGCACUUCCAGCCCGGCGACGAGACGGCGCUGCUGGUCAGCAACUUCGGCGGCAUGUCCAACCUCGAGCUGGGCGGUCUCGUCGACGAGCUGCUCACGCAACUUCACACAGACUGGCACAUCGAACCGGUGCGUGUCUACGCCGGCUGCCUCGAGACGUCGCUCAACGCCCCGGCCUUCUCUGUCUCGGUCAUCAACCUCUCCGGCGUCGCGGCGGCCAACGCCAACGCCAGCAGCAGCGCGUACUCGCUGGAGCAGAUCAAGGAGUUCCUCGACCUCCGGACAGACACCGCGUGGGAAGCCGUGGCCGGGUGCCAGAAGACCUCCUCCUCCCCGGGCGAGCGGCGCCGCCCUCGAGCGGACCAGAUCGUUCGACCUCUUCCUUCUGAGGGGAAGAAGGUUGUCCUGAACGACGACGACGAUGGCAACACCCACGACACGAGAGACCUCCGCGUCGACCCGGCGCUGCUGGAGGCCAUGUUGCGCGAGGCAUGCGCCGCGCUGGUGCGUGAGGAGCCGGACCUGACCAGGUGGGACACCGCCAUGGGCGACGGCGACUGCGGCCUGACGCUCAAGACCGGCGCAGACGCGCUCCGGGACGCCGUCGACCGCAGGCGCGUAGCCGCCCGCGGUUCGGUGGUCGAAGUGCUGGCCGAAGUAGAAGACAUUCUUGAGAGCAGGAUGGGCGGCACCCUGGGCGGCAUCCUGGGCAUCUUCUUCGUGGCCCUGCGCACCGCGGUCGAGGCGAACUGCAGUCGGACAGCAGCAGCAGCACAAGGGGGAGGAGGAGGAGGAGGAGGAAGAGCGGGAUCAUCAUUAUUAUUAUCGGUGUGGGCCAAGUCGCUGGCCACGGCGUUGCAGCACCUGGCGCAGUACACGCCUGCCAAAGUGGGCGACCGCACCGUCAUGGACACGCUGAUUCCCUUUGCCGAGGCCAUGCGCGCGACUCAGAGCUUUGACGACGCGGUUGCAGCUGCGGUCCGGGGCGCCGAGGCGACGAAGACGAUGAAGCCGAGACUGGGAAGAGCGACAUAUGUCGGCACCGGUGUGGAAAGCAAUAAAGAGCUCCCUCCGGACCCUGGCGCCUGGGGUGCUAUGGUUGUCAUCAGGGCUCUGCAGACGGCCAUGCAGGGAUCAGCACCCUCAACGCGAACAACGCGAGUAGACUCGAAGUUUGGGCUUCGCGAGGAAGAUCUGGGAGAUCUGAAGGGCAUUGCUUCUGUCUGAUGAACUCUCGACAAUCCGUUAAUUCUUUCGAUGUCCUUUUUUUCCACAUCUCAGCUAGACCCGC
This is a messenger RNA of Chaetomium strumarium, 2302 nucleotides long. Its product is annotated as Dak1 domain-containing protein. Gene Ontology annotation, cellular component: cytosol. Gene Ontology annotation, biological process: glycerol catabolic process. The transcript has a single exon. Bases 250 to 2238 code for a protein of 662 amino acids. Lineage: Eukaryota; Fungi; Ascomycota; Sordariomycetes; Sordariales; Chaetomiaceae. The record is from RefSeq and is a predicted model, not a curated record. Gene Ontology annotation, molecular function: glycerone kinase activity; ATP binding.